GGGUCCGGGUCCUCCAGAGCCAAGGCCCCUCCCUCCCUCCCUCCCCAGUCCUCCUUUCCUGUCUCUCCUGCAAGGGCUGCAUCGCUGUCCCCUCCCUCCUGGGAUGAUCGGGAGAAGAGAAGGAUCUAUUUUCAGAAAUGGACUUGGAUUCCUGUGAGGCAGAGAGGCCUCCGUUGGACACCAGAGAGAGGCCACUGGGUGACAGAAUGAUGCUGGCAAGACCUCCUGAUCCGUCUUUUCAUGGGGGCAGAAGGGAAGCAGCGGCUGUGGAACCAGAUCAGGGUCCAGUGUCCUUUGAAGAUGUCGCUGUUCCUUUCACAGACGAAGAGUGGGUGUUCCUGGAUCCUGACCAGAGAGCUCUGCAUAAGGAUGUCAUGGAGGAGGAUUGUGAGAUCGUGGUCUCUCUUGAUUGUGAGGAAUUGGAAAUUGAGAACAAGAGUGACCAUGGCAAAAUCCCCAGAGAGGAGAAUCCACGUAAAAAUUUGGAGUGUGGAGAGAGCUUCAGAAAGAGCUCCAAUCUCACUUCCCAUCAAAUGAUUCAUACAGGGGAGAAACCCCAUCAGUGUGUGGAAUGUGGAAAGAGCUUCACUAAUAGCUCCAAUCUCACUUCCCAUCAGAAAAUUCAUAAAGAGGAGAAACCUUAUCAGUGUGUGGAAUGUGGAAAGGGCUUCACUAAUAGCUCGAAUCUCACUUCCCAUCAGAGAAUUCAUACAGGGGAGAAACCCUAUCAGUGUGUGGAAUGUGGAAAGAGCUUCACUAAUAGCUCCAAUCUAACUUCCCAUCGGAGAAUUCAUACAGGGGAGAAACCCUAUCAGUGUGUGGAAUGUGGAAAGAGCUUCACUAAUAGCUCCAAUCUCACUUCCCAUUAUAGAAUUCAUACAGGGGAGAAACCCUACCAGUGUGUGGAAUGUGGAAAGAGCUUCAGUAACAGUGGUGAUCUCACUUCCCAUCGGAGAAUUCAUACAGGGGAGAAACCCUAUCAGUGCGUGGAAUGUGGAAAAAGAUUCAGUCAGAGUCGUGAUCUCACUUCCCAUCGGAGAAGUCAUACAGGGGAGAAACCCUAUCAGUGCAUGGAAUGUGGAAAGAGCUUCAGUAUGAGCUCCCAUCUCACUUCCCACCAGAGAAUUCAUAAAGAGGAGAAACCCUAUCAGUGUGUGGAAUGUGGAAAGAGCUUCACUAAUAGCUCCCAUCUCACUUCCCAUCUUAGAAUUCAUACAGGGGAGAAACCCUACCAGUGUGUGGAAUGUGGAAAGAGCUUCACUAAUAGCUCCAAUCUCACUUCCCAUCAGAGAAUUCAUACCGGGGAGAAACCCUAUCAGUGUGUGGAAUGUGGAAAGAGCUUCACUAAUAGCUCCAAUCUCACUUCCCAUCAGAGAAUUCAUACAGGGGAGAAACCCUUUCAGUGUGUGGAAUGUGGAAAGAGCUUCAGUAAGAGUGGUGAUCUCACUUCCCAUCAAAGAAUUCAUACAGGAGAGAAACCCUAUCGGUGCGUGGAAUGUGGAAAGAGCUUCAGUCAGAGUCGUGAUCUCACUUCCCAUCGGAGAAUUCAUACAGGGGAGAAACCCUAUCAGUGCAUGGUAUGUGGAAACAGCUUCAGUAUGAGCUCCCAUCUCACUUCCCACCAGAGAAUUCAUAUAGAGGAGAAACCCUAUCAGUGUGUGGAAUGUGGAAAGAGCUUCAUUAAUAGCUCCAAUCUCAAUUCCCAUCAGAGAAUUCAUACGGGGGAGAAGCCGUAUCAGUGUGUGGAAUGUGGAAAGCGGUUCACUCGUAACUCCCAUCUCACUUCCCAUCAGAGAAUUCAUACAGGGGAGAAACCCUAUCAGUGCAUGGAAUGUGGAAAGAGCUUCAGUCAGAGCGGUGAUCUCACUUCCCAUUAUAGAAUUCAUACAGGGGAGAAACCCUAUCAGUGCAUGCAAUGUGGAAAGAGCUUCACUCGGUGCAACUCUCUCAAUUCCCAUCAAAAGAUUCAUACAGGGGAGAAACCCUAUCAGCGUUGCGUGGAAUGUGGAAAGAGCUUCAGUCAAAAAGCCAGCCUCACUUCCCAUCAAAGAAUUCAUACAGGGGAGAAACCCUAUCAGUGUGCGGAAUGUGGAAAGAGCUUCAGUCAGAGUGGCCAUCUCACUUCCCAUCAACUAAUUCAUACAGGGGAGAAACCCUAUCAGUGCAUGGAAUGUGGAAAGAGCUUCACUAAUAGUUCCGAUCUCACUUCCCAUCAAAGAAUUCAUACAGGGGAGAAACCCUAUCAGUGCAAGGAAUGUGGAAAGAGGUUCAUUCAAAAGGCCAACCUCACUUCCCAUCGAAGAAUUCACACAGGGGAGAAACCUUAUCAGUGUGUGGAAUGUGGAAAGAGCUUCACUGAAAACUCCCAUCUCACUUCCCACCGAAGAAUUCAUACAGGAGAGAAACCCUAUCGGUGUGUGGAAUGUGGCAAGAGCUUCAGUAACAGCUCCUCUCUCACUUUCCAUCAAAGGAAUCAUUUGGGUGAGAAACCCUAUCAGUGCGUGGAAUGUGUAAAGAGCUUCAGCGAUAGCCACAGUCUCACUAAGCAUCACAGAUUUCAUACAAGGGAGAAACCCUAUCAGUGUGUGGAAUGUGGAAAGAGCUUCAGUAACAAUGGUGAUCUCACUUCCCAUCAAAGAAUUCAUACAGGGGAGAAACCAUAUCAGUGCAUGGAAUGUGGAAAGAGCUUCAGUCAGAGCGGCUCUCUCAUUUUCCAUCAUAGAAUUCAUACAGGGGAGAAACCCUAUCAAUGUGUGGAAUGUGGAAAGAGCUUCAAUCAAAAGGCCAACCUCACUUCCCAUCAAAGAAUUCAUACAGGGGAGAAACCCUAUCAGUGUGUGGAAUGUGGAAAGAGCUUCAUUCAGAGUGACUCUCUCAUUACCCAUCAAAGAAUUCAUACAGGGGAGAAACCCUAUCAGUGCAGGGAAUGUGGAAAGAGCUUCAGCGAUAGCCGCAGUCUCACUAAGCAUCACAGAAUUCAUACAAGGGAGAAACCCUAUCAGUGUGUGGCAUGUGGAAAGGGCUUCAGUAUGAACUCCUCCCUAACUUCCCAUCAAAGAAUUCAUACAGGGGAGAGACCAUAUCAGUGCAGGGAAUGUGGAAAGAGCUUCAGUCAGAGCUCCCAUCUCACUUCCCAUCAAAGAAUUCAUACAGGGGAGAAACCCUAUCAGUGUGUGGAAUGUGGAAAGAGCUUCAGAAAGAGCUCCCAUCUCACUUCCCAUCAAAGAAUUCAUAAAGGGGAGAAACCCUAUCAGUGUGUGGAAUGUGGAAAGAGCUUCAGUCAAAAAGCCAGCCUCACUUCCCAUCAAAGAAUUCAUACAGGGGAGAAACCCUAUCAGUGCAGGGAAUGUGGAAAGAGCUUCAGUCAGAGCUCCCAUCUCACUAGGCAUCAGAGAAUUCAUACAUAGUUCGAAAACACCUUUCAUUAAAUAGCUUUAGGAGCCAGGCAAAUGCGCACCUUUUAAACCAGGCCUUUGGCUGAUUGACAUUAAUGACCUUUUAAAAUGUUGGGAGUGGAAUUACAGAUGUGUAUUUUGUGUUUUUAUAUUGUGUUUUUAUGUUGUAACUGUCCUGAUUCCUGUGGAUUUAGGGAAUUGGACCCAACUCUUAGAGGCUGAGGGGUCUUUGCCCCCCCCAUAAAAUAUUUGAGGGGGACACCCCCCAGUUGAUAGGCAUUUCCAUUCCAAUGGCGUGCAUGCAUCAUGUGAUUGAUUGUGCAAGGCGGGCCUUACCUGGCCCCCCAUCAAUAUUUUAUUCAAGUCGGCACCAUUGGGUCAGGUGGUAUACAAAUUAAAUAAAUACAUAAAUCACCUUCCUUUGCACAUGUUCCAACUUGUCAAUAUCCUUAUUUAUUAUCAUUUUUUAAAAUUUAUGUGCCCUUCAUCUGAAGAUAUCACAACAUAUACACACAGGAUGAAAGCAUGACUUUCUCAAAAACAAGUAAAGUCAGAGAAAUCUCUCCUCCCCUUUUUUGGAUGCAGUUACAAAGUUUGUUGAUCAGGGGAUUGCUGUGGAAAUAGUGCAUCUUGAUUUCAGUAAGGCUGUUGACAAAGUCCCUGCAAUAAUUAUGUGAGGAAGCUGGUAAAAUGUGGGCUGAAUGAGGUAACUGUCAGGUGGAUUAGACUGACCGAACCCAAAGAGGACUCCUUCAUGGGUCCUCACCAUCCUGGGGGAAAGUGACAAGAGGGGUUCUGCAGGGUUCUGUCCUGGGCCCGUUGUUGUUCAACGUCUUUAUAAAUGACUUGGAUGACGGAAUUGAGGGGAUGCUCAUCACAUUUGCAGAUGACACCAAACGGGGAGCGGAGACCAAUGUGGCAGAAGGCAGAAUCAGAUCAAGGGCAGGAAUAGUAUCAUUUUAUUAUGCCUUGGUCGGGCCCCACCUAGAAUACUGUUUUCAGUUCUGGACACCACAAUUUAAGUAUCUUAAAUUUUGUUUGCCAGGGGAAACCACGAAGGUGGGGGAACAUAAUGCAUAUUCCUGUUAUGACACGUGGUCAAUAUUUGUGAAGCUGAGGCUCCAAUACUUUGGCCACCUCAUGAGAAGAGAAGAAUCCUUGGAAAAGACCCUGAUGUUGGGAAAGAUUGAGGGCACUAGGAGAAGGGGACGACAGAGGACAAGAUGGUUGGACAGUGUUCUCGAAGCUACGAACAUGAGUUUGACCAAAUUGCGGGAGGCAGUGCAAGACAGGAGUGCCUGGCGUGCUAUGGUCCAUGGGGUCACAAAGAGUCGGACACGACUAAACGACUAAACAACAACAACAACAUAAAUUUUAAAGAGUGUUGCAGGAAUCCAUCCAGCACUCAUGGGAAAAUGUGGCGUGAUCUUUUAGAAUAAUUAAAUCAAACUUUAACACAUGGCAGGAUGUCAUAGAAUCCUAGAGUUGGAAGAGACCACAAGGGCCAUCCAGUCCAACCCCCUGCCAAGCAGGAAACACCAUCAAAGCAUUCUUGACAGGUGACUGCAAUUACAUGAGGACAAGCUCUUUGUUGUUUACUGUUGUAACCAUUGUUUUCUUUAAAAUUAUAUUUUGUACCAUUAAAAUAAAAAUAAAAGCAAUAUUGUUUUUUUUUUAAAAAAAAGAGAGACGUGGAAAUCAUGUGUACUCUGCCAUUAGUCCAUUUGCAUGUGUUGAGUGUUAUUUGGAGAUGGUUAACUUCCAGUAGUUUCACAUUAUCUAUGGUUUUCUGUCAUAGCCGUCAAGUUUCGGAUUUGAAAAUAAAGGAUCAGCACCCUCACCUGUCCUGGGGGCAGUCUACAAUUCUCAGGGACAGUCCACGCCGCAGUAAUUCUGCCUUCCACUGCCUCCCGCAGUUUGGUCAAACUCAUGUUCGUAGCCUCGAGAACACUGUCCAACCAUCUUGUCCUCUAUCGUCCCCUUCUCCUAGUGCCCUCAAUCUUUCCCAACAUCAGGGUCUUUUCCAGGGAGUCUUCUCUUCUCAUGAGGUGGCCAAAGUAUUGGAGCCUCAGCUUCACGAUCUGUCCUUCCAGGGAGCACUCAGGGCUGAUUUCCUUCAGAAUAGAUAGGUUUGAUCUUCUUGCAGUCCAUGGGACUCUCAAGAGUCUCCUCCAGCACCAUAAUUCAAAAGCAUCAAUUCUUCAGCGAUCAGCCUUCUUUAUGGUCCAAAGACAACAGGCAUAUAAGAGAGAGCUAGCUUCUAAUAGGAAUUUCUAAAGUCUGGUUCAGAUUGUUCCCCCAAGACAUAACAAGAGUCUCAAGAGUCUCCUCCAGCACCAUAAUUCAAAAGCAUGAAUUCUUCGGCGAAUUGAUUCAAAAGCAUCAAUUCUUUGGCGAUUGAUUAGGUUCAGUCUUUUGGCUCUUCUCCGGCAUCCAUUAAUGACUUAUUAUACAAAUGUGUUACAGGCUUUGCAGCCUUUAACCCUUUUGGAAGGAGUGUAUUUGUAGGCUGGGCCAGAGUGGUUGAUUUUACAGGCAAGCAAAGCAGAAACAGUGCUGUUGUCUAAUGACACCCUAUUCUCUUUCUCACCAUACUAAAGACCCUUUCUGAACUAGCAUUGCUGUGGGGAAUGCAGAGUAAAGCCUCCAUUAAUCUUGGCAGCUCCCUGAACCUCACAUCCUUCCCUAGCAGGCCCCAGAAUCUGUCAUUUAUUGCAGUGUUUUUCAACCUUUUUUGGGCAAAGGCACACUUGUUCCAUGAAAAAAAUCACGAGGCACACCACCAUUAAAAAAGUUUUAAAAAAUUAACUCUGUGCCUAUAUUGCAGUUAUCUAAAUACAUCAGAGUUGACCCCCUCUUUAUUUUUAUUUCUUAAAACUCCUCCGCUGUUUGCAAUCUCUUUCCAAGGCAAGCAAGGCUCCCUUCUGCCCUCUCUCAGUCUGUUUGGAAUGUUUCUUUUAAGCGCCUCUUAAAAGUAUCUUUCUGAAUGCCUUUCAAGUAUCUCUCUUUUUUUAUCUCUUUGCACUUCUACAGAUACAUAGCCUCUUUAAUUCUGAAGAGUUGCAGUAGGGUAGAGUUGCACCAACCUUUUAUGCAGGUCGCGGUUCUUUCCUAUUUCAGAGGUUUUGCCGCUUGUGCGCUUCAGCAGCCAGGCUUUUUCAGUGCGGGAGGGAGAGAGCUGCAGCCAGCGUCUGUGAUCCCCUUCUGGACCUCGCAGUCCGUUGCGGGAACCCCUCUUUAGGCAGGGAGUCCCCCCUGUUCCUCACACGGGGGUUUUAAGCCUCAAAACCACCUGUUUUCACCCCACAAAGAGUAGUGCUCCCCAGAGCUUCGUCAGGGAGCGUCUGGAGCGGUCCGCGACAACCCGGAAGUCCCCCGGCCGGCUUCCUUUACGGCGGGUCAGCGCCCAGCGCCCCCUAAUGGCGGCAGCCUUCUCGUCGCGGCACGUGACUAGGCACGUGACAAGGCAGCAAAUCGCCCUUCUCGCAGCGGCACGUCGCGGCACACCAGCCAGCAUCUCGCGGCACACUAGUGUGCUGCGGAACAGCGGUUGAGAAACGCUGAUUUAUUGCUGAUUUAUUGCUGAUUUAUUGCUGAUUUAUUGAGGGCACUAGGAGAAGGGGACGACAGAGGACAAUUGAGGGCACUAGGAGAAGGGGACGACAGAGGACAAGAUGGUUGGACAGUGUUCUCGAAGCUACGAACAUGAGUUUGACCAAACUGCGGGAGGCAGUGCAAGACAGGAGUGCCUGGCGUGCUCUGGUCCAGGGGGUCACGAAGAGUUGGACACGACUAAACGACUAAACAACAACAACAUUGCUGACAAAUCAUACCAUUGUCGGUGUCGGUAUUUCUAUUUUGUUUAAUGUGUGGGGUUUUUUUGUCAACGUCUCUUGUGUAGGUUCUCUGCUGUUCACUUGCGUUCCUUUGAUGGUGAGAGAUCAUAGAAUCAUAGAGUUGGAACGGAUUAAUCCACUUUCCAUGGGACAGUUCACUUCAGGUUAAGUACAGACUUAACCAAUUGUGUACUUAAACCAAGGUACCAGUGUAUAUUUAUGUAACCCAAGGUUUGUUUAUUGCUGCAUUUGGUC
Molecule: messenger RNA, 7486 nt
Organism: Zootoca vivipara (common lizard)
Lineage: Eukaryota; Metazoa; Chordata; Lepidosauria; Squamata; Lacertidae
Source: RefSeq, a predicted model, not a curated record